Molecule: messenger RNA, 3365 nt
Organism: Asparagus officinalis (garden asparagus)
Lineage: Eukaryota; Viridiplantae; Streptophyta; Magnoliopsida; Asparagales; Asparagaceae
Exons: 4
Coding region: 361-2973 (870 amino acids)
Source: RefSeq, a predicted model, not a curated record
GCUUUGGUCCGAGGCGCCGUCGUUUUCCCAUUUGUUCCCGGUAUUUUCCACGAACCGAAGACCCCCCACGAGAACUAAAUCCCAAAAGCCAACAACCAUCAAAAUACUGCUGAGUGAAGAAGAUUUUCUAUAUUCGUCUCUGCGACUCUCACUUCUGCUGUUAGAUUUCCACACAAGAGCCGAAGCCAAAGGUUCAGCUAGACUUACCGUUCUCCCCUUCCUGAGCAUCAAGAAACAACAAUAUACCUUAUUUGAGCGUGAGAUCAGACGAGUGGAAGCAUCUGUUUUCAAACGUAGCACCGCUUAUUUGCGACUUUUAAAGGUUAUGAAACAGUUUGAAAGCUGCAUGACUUAUUAAUCAUGCCUUCACAAUUACAAACUCACAGUGUUCAACAAGAGCACAUCUCGGAUAUGAAAUACAAGUCGCCGGUGAAAAGGAGUUCGAUACAGUAUCAGGCUCAAAGGUUUACAAAUGAGAAGGUCUCAUCACUUGAUGAAGGCAGAACUGUGAGGUUGCAGGACAAAGGUCAACCUUUGAAUGUUUCAAAGCAAACCGAACAAACUUCUCCCUUUGAGAAUCGUCAUAAGCCUUGGCCAAGUAGGAAAGUUAAUGGAGCUGACGAGGUGGUCAAAUACAUGUCUAGUGUUCCAAAUUAUCUCCAGCACUUGGAGAAGGUAGAUGUUGCUCAGGACAAGGCGCUCAACUUUGGAGUUGUGGAUUGGGGCCGCCUUGAGAAAUGGACGUACCUCCAGAAGCAAGUAACAAAUCGACGAGCUGGAUGUUCCCCAUCUACUAGCAGUUCAUCUUCAUCGCCAUUCUCUAAUUCUGGAUCAUCUUCAAACUCUGAUAGAAGCACCGACAGCCCUCUUUCUCAAAGGAAGAAAUCGCCAACUUUGACGACUCAUCAAGGUUCUCCUCCCAGAGGCCGACAAACUAGAGUGAUGGACGAACAAAGUUCUAUGCCAGUCACAACAAGUCCUGAUUCAAGAACUUCACAAGAUAAGGCACCAAUUAGGCACGACCACAAAAGAGGCAUUGUCAGCGUUUCAGACGCAAAGUAUAUUUCUCGCAAUAAGUCCCCCUCUAAAGAAAUUGCCAGUUCUUCUUUCACUUCAAAAGAUAAUGAUAUGUCGAAGUUUUCACAUAACAGAGUGAAGGAUCAAAUUGGAAAACCAACAGAACUUGAGAAUUCUGAGGAGUGCAAAAAACAAAUUGUUCAAAAUGAUCUGCAUUUAGCUGAAUCAGAGCUAUCAGAUCGAUUCUCAGUAGUCGAAAGCAUGUGGGAUGAUGUCCAAGAGAGUCUUUAUGAAAGGCACAUCAGUUAUGGUUCUGCGAAUAGCAGUAGACGGUCUAUAGAAGUAAAUCGAAGAAGUAUUUCAGGAAUCUUUACACCAAGUGACAUUCAAAUUGCUAAUCCGUCUCCACGUAUUUCCUACUCAUGUCCACUUUCUUCUUCGGGAGGGGAACCCAAGUCUGAAACAGUUAAGCUUGGAAGAUUUACAGACGAUUUUCCUGGGAAAUUGUCAAGUCAAGGUGAAGUAAAAGCAGCAGCUGCACCAAAAAGAGACCUAUCACCUCAUCGUCUGUUACGAGCUGGUCUGAGUCGGAUAAGAAGUUCAAGUUUGAGGGAAGGUUCGGAUAAUAAUCACGAUGAUUCAUCAACCUCUCAUAGAAGAGGUAGGCGCAGCUCAUCCCCUCAACGUCUGCUAAGUGCUGGUCUGAAUCUGUUAAGAAAUUCUAGUUCAAGGGAGGGUUGUUCAGAUAAUUCUCAUGAAGAUAAUGCAAGCUCGAAUAUUAAAAGUAGGCAAAGCCCAUUAAGGAGGAUACUUGAUCCUCUCAAGUCAAAGAACCAAAUCCCUUUUUCUGGGCCAGUUACUAGCUUACCUAGUCAUCGUGCACCAGGAGCAAGUAAUAGAGAUACGAUUGCUAUUCGGGAUGAAUUAAGAUCAGCAAAUGUGGUUGUUAAUCAUUCCACAAGCCAGAUUACUGAGGCUGGAUGUUCAGUUCAUGCUAAGAAGCAAGUAGCAUCCACGAGACAAGCUCUUCUAAAACUUGCUUGGAAGAAUGGAUUUCCUCUUUUUGUGUUCUCUUCCAGCGAUAUUAACAUUCUUGUGGCCGCAUUAGAGAAAAAAACCACACCACAGAAUAAGGAUUUUGAGUGCAUUUACACAAUAUUUACGGCUCAUGAACUAAAGAAGAAAGUUGGUGUUUGGAGUAGCCAAGGAAAUAAAAAUAAAAAGCAUGAUUUGGUCUACAAUGUUGUUGGCCAGAUAAAUGUUUCUUCGUCCAAGUCUACCGGUGAUUCUUCCAAAAAUUACCCUUUGAAGAGAGAGUUUCUCUUGUACGGUUGUGAACAGAUAUCAACAGCUCAUGAUCGUGUUAGUUCUCUAUUUAGGAAUGAGCUUGCAGCUAUUGUCAUUCAGGUUCAAAACGAAAGGCUAGAAAAGGAUAAUCACAAUAAGCACUCAAAAGAAAGCUUGCCAGUUGAGCAGAAGAACGAGAACUUAAGCUUAGCCAGUGUGGUUGCUAUUAUUCCGAGUGGGGUUCAUGGCACUUCAUCAACAGGAGAGCCAUCGCCUUUGAUUGAGAGAUGGAAAUCGGGAGGUAGUUGUGACUGUGGAGGUUGGGAUGAGGGCUGCAUGCUAACUAUUCUAACAGACAAGAUUCAGGAAAGGAGUUCUACUACUUCAGAUGGAACUUUCCGAAUUGAAUUGUUUGCUCAGGGUGAAACUAAAGAAACCAAGCAUGCUUUUAGCAUGAUUGCUUUCAAAGAGGGAGUUUAUACGGUUGAUUUUGGGGCAUCUAUUUCUUCAGCACAAGCAUUUGCAAUGUGUAUCGCAACUCUCCACAGCAAGAAUCCCAGUACUAUUUCAGGGAUGCAAUGCUCAGUAAAAGCUCAAAGCUUGGAGGAACACACUGCAACAACCUAUGUACCCGGCCAUCCUCCUCUUUCUCCUGUUGGGAGAGCUUGACCUGCCUCAUGUUUCAUUGGAGUCGGCUGAGUUCUAAUAUCGUCUAUUCAAGCUUGGCAGUUUGAGGUAUUGAUCCUUGCCAAGAGACAGGUACUUGCUUGACUUCAUUCUGUUGUAUCGGUGCAUAAAAAUAACCAAUAAGCUCCACUUCUUUCCUUCUUUGGAGUAAUGUGUUCAUCUCAAAAUUGUACAAAGCCGGCACAAGCCUUCUCUGAAACCUUGAACGAUAAUUGUGUACAGACGAUCUGUGAUAACUCUAGAGUUACAAUGCAGCAGUGAAUCAUUGGGUUGCUAGUUGGUUUUGUUUCUUGUCACAGUCUGCAUUGGAAAUUAACAGUCCAUGUAUGAGAUCAAAUAAGUAUGAAAUGCAUGGUCUUCUUCUAUAAUCUGUA